Molecule: messenger RNA, 2151 nt
Organism: Entrophospora candida
Lineage: Eukaryota; Fungi; Glomeromycota; Glomeromycetes; Entrophosporales; Entrophosporaceae
Source: the annotation of a GenBank genome assembly
AUGACAUCAACAAGUUUUAAACAAAAUAAAACUAUAAGCUUGGAAGAGUGGGAGAUAAAAACUCAAUUAUCAGAGGCACAAAGACAAAGUGUAUUAGAGUUACAAGAUGCUUGUGCAGAAUUACCAUUACCUGAAGGCCUUCUGACUGAUUUUGGCUCAGGUACACCACAACGUACAGCUUCACCCUCACUCCCACCUUACAAAGACAAUUUAAAACAAUCUUCAUAUCAACAUUUAGCUUCUUCGCCUUUGCCAAAAUCACGAUCGACCACUAAUCUGUUAGCUGCAGAGUUUCAAGCUACAGAAGCAGUAGCCUUUUUAAUACCAGAUUCUUCAUCACUUGGUAUUACACAACCAAUCGAGACCACGCAACAAUUUUUUGAUUGGUUUGCUAGAAUGGAAAAUGAUAUGGAAAGAGAUCAAGAAGAUGUUUACAGACAAGCAUGUGAUGAUUUUCUAAAACAAAUAGAUACAACCGCUAAAUUGUUCAAUGAUCUUGAAGGGAAUUUUAAAUUUGUUGAAGAACGUACAAGAGCACUGCAAACAGCUUGCGAAACACUUCUUGAAGAACAGAAUAAUUUAGCCAAAUUAGCAGAUUCAAUGUCAUCAAAAUUGUCUUAUUAUAAUGAAUUGGAAACAAUUACAAAAUUAUUUAAUUCACCAGGAGAAAGUAUUUGUGAACUAAAAGAAUUCUUGCCCACGUUAACAAAGUUAGAUGAAUGUUUAGAUUACAUGCAAAAUAAUGAUUCAGAACUUUACCUUAUCAGAUUUAGACAAUGUUUAACAAGAGGAAUUACAAUUAUUAAAAUGUAUUUUAUUAGUACAAUUAAAAGUAUAGGGUUGGAAAUUAGCAAAAAAAAUAAUCAGUUAUUAAAUUCUACAGUACAAACUGCAGUACUUUAUGUAAAAUUUAAAGCUAUCUCACCAAAAUUUAAAGAAUUAUUACAUGAAAUUGAAAAAAGAUGUUCUGAACAUCAAGAUUAUAUGUACGAUUUUCUCCGCCCAAAAAUUAUUCAUGAAGCAAGUAUUGAUACUUUAUCUGAACUAUGUACUAUAUUGCUAGUUCAUCUUAAUCAAGAUGUUGAAGAAGAUGAAGGUAAAGAAGGUCAAGGAUUACAGUUUAGUUACUUGAUUCGUAAUGUUCUUCAGGAUGCACAACAAAGGCUUGUAUUUCGAGCUCAAACAUAUAUUCGAAGUGAAAUACAAAAUUAUAUUGCGAAACCUUCAGACCUAGAUUAUCCGAAUAAAUUAAAAGCUUUGAAUGAUAAACUAUUAUCAGCUGUGACUGCUGAAGAAUACCCAAAAGAACUUCUACAACGUUCUUUAUCAGCACCACCAAUGCUAGAGAAAAAUGAUGAUGAUAAAUCUAUCACCAAUGUUAGCAUCAACUCCACCACUACUAACAACACCAAUACUGAAUUUUCCAUAAAUCCUGCUGAUACAGGUGGAAUAUAUCAUGGAUGGUUUCCCACAUUACAACGUACAUUAUAUGUACUUUCAAAGCUUUAUCAAUGUGUUAAUACUAAAAUAUUUGAUGAUAUAGCACAAGAUGUUGUUCUAUUAUGUUUAAAAUCUCUAUUAUCAGCAAGUGAAACAAUUUCAAAACAUAGUAAACUUGAUGGACAAUUAUUUUUAAUAAAACAUUUAUUGAUUCUUAAAGAUCAAAUUGCGGUCUUUGGUACACAAUUUGUUCAUGAAGAAAAGGAUUUAGAUUUUUCUUCUAUAACUAAUGCAUUAAAUGAAAUAUUACAGAAUAAAUAUUCUAUUUUAAGUCCUAAUACUUUAUUUGGCUUGGCACAAAAAGGAAUUCCAAAAGAAGUAGAUAAAGAAUUAAAGAAAACAUGCGAGGAAUUUAUUUAUAAUUGUGCAAACUCUGCUAUUGAACCAUUAACUUCAUUCUUUAUGAAGGUAUCAACCUUUGGAAUAAGAAAUAAACUUAAACCAGUAAAUCAACAAACUUUAUUAAAAGAUCAAAAUUUUGCGAGUCCAAAAAAUAUUAUAGAAGUUUAUGAAACAUUUCAAAAUUCAGUUAAAAUGCGAAUUCAAUACAUUAUGACAAAAAUGUCUGAAUAUAUUGAAGACAAAGAUACUGAAGCGGUUUUGUUAAAACCAAUACAAUAUCAUAUCAUGCAUUCUAUGAUAUAUUACUGA